AAGAGAGAAUACAGUGUUUAGGGAAGGUACUUGGUUACUUAAAGUAGCCAUGUUGCAAACUUAUUAGCAUUGAAAACAUUAGAGGACUUCUCCAUUACUCAGAGUAUGUUGCAGUGAUAUGGUUCGCGUGCUAUCUAUUAGUCAUCUUGUUGACUCCCUGAGUGAUAUUGUUUGUUAUCUGGUCCAGAAGCAUUGUGACCCUUCAAUACAUUACUUUAUGUUCACAGACUUGUGUCUCUCUGUAUAUGUGUGUGUUUUGUAAUGGCUGUUGCAGUGACAGGCCGAAAAUCAGGCAGGAAGGGUGUGUGUGCUGAGUGGUUUCCUCUCUAGUAGGUUGGCUGAUCAGAACGAGCCGAGGGUGUGAAGGGUGUGUUUCUCAGUGGGUUUUUGUGGUAGCAGUUGUGCUACCAAUCUUAGGUGCCUGUUCAACAAAAACUACUGUCGUGGUGUUGUGAGGGAAAAGAAAACUUGUGCUGUGCUGACUGAGAGCUGUUGAGCCUGCACUCGCCUUCCUGUGGCCCCAGGCUUGAGAGCCUCUUUCUGAUUGCAGCUUGUCCAUGUGACUUGGUUUCCGUUGCCUGCUUGCUUCCGUGAAUAGUAAAAAGAGGCAUCAGUGCUUCAGUCAGAGCAGAGGAAGGCAGUUGAACUCUCGUAUGCGAGAACACACUCUGCAACAACGAGUCAACCAGCGAUAUGGUCAGGGGAUCAACCGUCAGUGGCUUGGGAAAUCCACUCCUAACCACCAGGUGAGAAUGUUAAAAUGCCAGUCCACGGUCUCACUCCCAUCCUGCUUUGCUUGUUACCCAUGUGGAGAAUACUGACGCCAGUCUCAAGUCACCCACAACACAGACAAUGUCAGCUGAUACAAAGAAUGGCUCUCUGCAACAAUGGCAAGCACUCCUUUGUGCCUGCAGAACUGCCAGACAACAUAGAGGAGCUUCAGCUCAACUACAAUCACAUUCAAACACUACAGGACAAUUCUCUCCUCCGUUACCCCUCAUUAAACACCCUGAGUUUAGCUUGUAAUAGUUUGGAGAAAUUAGAAUCAAAUACUUUUCAAGACUCAAAAUUGUUAGACAGCCUCAAUUUAGCAAAUAACAAUCUUCAUAUUGGCUACCAAGAAACCAGCCACGCAUUAAAGACUCUACCUAGGCUUAGAGCUCUGGAUCUCUCUGAGAAUAAGCUUGAUGAUGAAAUGGUGGCAACUCUUCUCCAAAAUCUGUCAUCCCUGGAGUAUCUCAAUCUUUCCGGAAACCUCUUGAGGAGACUGGAUGAGACUUCGUUCAGGGAUCUUCACCAACUCAAAGAACUAGACCUGCAGAGAAACAUCAUGUUCGAGAUUGAUGGCGCCUUCGACAGCAAUCCCAAGCUCCAGCGGCUCAACUUGGCCUUCAAUUAUCUGCCUUGCCUGACUGACUUCCACAUGACCCAGCUAGUGGUCCUAAACGCCAGCCACAACUUUAUUGAGUGGUUCAUCUCCAGACAAGACCUUAACAACACUUUCCAGCUAGAGACACUUGAUCUAUCAGAUAACAAACUGCUCUUCUUUCCUUUCUUGCCCAACCAGAGUCACUUGCAGAAUCUUUACCUAUCCCACAACAGUAUUAGGUUUUACGAACACAUUGCAGACAACGCCACAUUCCUGAACUCCACUACAACUGUUGAGUUCUACAAUCUGAAGACGUACACAAGAAACGUGACGGCUAAGCUCUGGGACGAGAGCCUUCAUGGUGACAUCUCCUCUCUAGAGAAUUUGGAUCUAAGAGGAAAUCAGGUGGAGUAUUUCCCUCGAGGAUUCAUCCACAAAAUGCCUGCCCUGUCCAGACUUAGAAUGUGCACAAACUGUCUGGAAACCUUAAAUCUAACAUCAGAACAGUUCUCUGGAAGCUUGUACGAGUUGGACUUUAGCAACAACAGGCUGAACCAGAUUGUAGCAGAUGAAGGUACACUGACCACUCUUGGCAAUCUGACGUACCUUAACCUGAGCCUGAAUGACCUUGAGUGGUUACCCUCUGGAUUAUUUUCCUCAUUGCCAAGCCUCAGGUCAGUGGAUCUCAGUUAUAACAACAUUGACAUUUGCGUUCCUGAGGAAGCUGAGACCAGCACAGACACUAUCUCAGAUUGCGUGGAUUGGAAGAAAGUUAUAUCCCUAAGGCAGCUUUACCUUAAGGGAUGCAACCUCAAAAUAAUUCCGUCAUCUGUGUUCACUGGGUUGCCUCUAACGCACUUGGAACUGUCUGACAACCCAGGACUCAUUGUCCAAGAAUCAAUACAAAGUCUGAGCAGAACAUUACAGCAUCUAGGUUUAGGAAACACUCACAUACAAGACUUCGACUUCUCCCAUUUUCUAAGUCUAAAGUCUUUAAACAUUUCAAGGAACUCUCUUGCCCAUCUUCCCCCUUCACUUCUAAAUAUUCACCUGAAAGUGCUCGAUUUGAGAGACAAUAGACUGUCCAGUAUUCCCUCAGGUCAGGCUAACACAUUAGCCCCGAAACUGCACACUGUUUUUCUCACAGGAAAUCCUUUCAACUGCUGCGAAACAGAAUGGUUCAAGACAUUUAAAACAACAAAGACCAUCAAUAUGGUUGGACAAUCAGACAUUGAAUGUGAGGAUAUCUUCAAAACAACACACAGAGUGGACCUAGAGUCAUUUUCGUGUUUUGAGAAGGGUGAGGAAUCUAUAUUCUGGUAUAUUCUGCUUAUUGUACCCGUCUGUCUUUCUUUUGUGGGCAUUUCGAUUAUUGUUCUCCUCACCUUCAAGCCCAAAAUGCUACAAAAAUCUAUCAAAAAGAAGUGUAUGAAGCCUACAUCUUACUGAUACUUUAUAAACCCUAAAAAACGGAUUUGUACAGUAUAUAAGAAAUGUCACUGAAUGUUGGAAAUAAACGUAAAACUGCACACAAUAA
Messenger RNA from Siniperca chuatsi (mandarin fish), 2906 nucleotides. RefSeq names its product negative regulator of reactive oxygen species (gene nrros). Bases 761 to 2818 code for a protein of 685 amino acids. The record is from RefSeq and is a predicted model, not a curated record. NCBI's taxonomy places the organism in Eukaryota, Metazoa, Chordata, Actinopteri, Centrarchiformes, Sinipercidae. The transcript is spliced from 3 exons. Gene Ontology annotation, molecular function: protein binding.